Messenger RNA from Knipowitschia caucasica, 789 nucleotides. The record is from the annotation of a GenBank genome assembly. NCBI's taxonomy places the organism in Eukaryota, Metazoa, Chordata, Actinopteri, Gobiiformes, Gobiidae.
AUGCAUUGCUGUCACUUGGAGGUCCGAUUCCCCCCUCUCUCUGACAAGAUGCACCACUCCCCUCUCUCCAGCACCACUCCCCUCUCUCCAGCACCACUCCCCUCUCUCCAGCACCACUCCCCUCUCUCCAGCACCACUCCUCUCUCCAGCACCACUCCCCUCUCUCCAGCACCACUCCCCUCUCUCCAGCACCACUCCCCUCUCUCCUGCACCACUCCCCUCUCUCCUGCACCACUCCCCUCACUCCUGCACCACUCCCCUCUCUCCAGCACCACUCCCCUCACUCCUGCACCACUCCUCUCUCCAGCACCACUCCCCUCUCUCCAGCACCACUCCCCUCUCUCCAGCACCACUCCCCUCUCUCCAGCACCACUCCCCUCUCUCCAGCACCACUCCCUCUCUCCAGCACCACUCCUCUCUCCAGCACCACUCCCCUCUCUCCAGCACCACUCCUCUCUCCAGCACUACUCCCCUCUCUCUAGCACCACUCCCCUCUCUCCUGCACCACUCCCCUCUCUCCUGCACUACUCCCCUCUCUCUAGCACCACUCCCCUCUCUCCUGCACCACUCCCCUCUCUCCUGCACCACUCCCCUCUCUCCAGCACCACUCCUCUCUCCAGCACUACUCCCCCUCUCUCCUGCACCACUCCCCUCUCUCCUGCACCACUCCCCUCUCUCCAGCACCACUCCCCUCUCUCCUGCACCUCUCCCCUCUCUCCUGCACCUCUCCCCUCUCUCCUGCACCUCUCCCCUCCCUCCACAGGUGUAGAGCUCAGAGAUGAGAAGUGA